CCGUUGUCAAGGCAAAUGUCCGGAGCUGGCUGUGCGUGCGCUGGUUAGUGAGGAGGAGGAGAAGGUGGGGAGCCUGCUUCUUAUCACACAGCCUGCUGGAAAGGUUAUUUGACUUCCCACCAGAUGUUAUAGAACUCUAAUGGGCCAGGAGGAUAGCCUUAUUUAACACCGUUUUCUUCCUUCCUGUUGGGAACCACAAAGUGAGGAGGGAUGCCCACGGAAAGUGGAAGCUGGGCAGCUGGGCGGCAGACUAAGCAGAAGCGCAAGUCCAACAGUCUAACUCUAAAGCGGACAAAUAGCACGGAGCAGGACCGCCCCAGUCUACAUCGGGACAUGCUGGAGGGGCAGGAUUCCAAGCUGCCAUCCUCGGUGCGAAAUACACUCCUGGAGCUCUUUGGGCAAAUAGAAAGGGAAUUUGAGAAUCUCUACAUUGAGAAUCUAGAGUUGCGACGUGAAAUAGACACCUUGAAUGAACGCCUGGCAGUAGAAGGACAGACGAUCGAUGGAGCUGAAUUAAUUAAAGGUCAAAUGAAAACAAAAGCUAGUCACAGUACAAGUCAGCUGUCACAGAAGUUGAAGACCACCUACAAAGCAUCAACUAGCAAGAUCGUCUCCAGCUUCAAGACCACAACAUCUCGUGCGAUCUGCCAGUUGGUGAAAGAAUAUGUUGGCCACAGAGACGGACUGUGGGAUGUCAGUGUUACACGGACGCAGCCAGUGGUCCUGGGGACUGCAUCUGCAGAUCACACAGCGUUACUGUGGAGCAUAGAGACUGGAAAAUGCCUUACCAAGUAUGUUGGCCACGCCGGAUCAGUGAACUCUAUCAAAUUUCAUCCUACAGAUCAAAUUGCAUUAACAGCAUCUGGAGACCAGACAGCUCACAUCUGGCGCUACGUGGUACAGUUACCCACUCCGCAACCAUCAACAGACACCAGCAUUUGUGCAGAGGAAGAAGUAGAUUUUUCAGAUAAAGAUGAACUUGAUGCCGAUGGAGAUAUUUCCAGUGAUUGUCCUACUGUCCGGGUUCCAAUAACCUCACUUAAAAGCCACCAGGGAGUGGUCAUAGCUGCUGACUGGCUGGUCGGGGGGAAACAAGCGGUCACUGCAUCAUGGGAUAGAACUGCCAACUUGUAUGAUGUAGAGACAUCUGAGCUUGUCCACUCUCUGACAGGUCAUGAUCAGGAAUUAACCCACUGCUGCACACAUCCCACACAGCGUCUCGUAGUGACGUCUUCCCGUGACACAACCUUCCGACUGUGGGAUUUUAGAGACCCCUCCAUACAUUCUGUGAAUGUUUUCCAGGGCCACACUGACACUGUGACCUCUGCUGUAUUCACGGUGGGGGACAACGUUGUGUCGGGAAGCGAUGACCGUACUGUGAAAGUCUGGGAUCUAAAGAAUAUGAGAUCACCCAUUGCCACCAUUCGAACAGAUUCUGCUGUAAACAGGAUUAGUGUGUCUGUCGGCCAGAGGAUCAUUGCCCUUCCACACGACAAUCGGCAGGUUCGGUUAUUUGACAUGUCUGGAGUAAGAUUAGCUCGUCUUCCUCGCAGCAAUAGACAGGGCCACCGAAGAAUGGUCUGCUGCUCGGCUUGGAGUGAAGAUCACCCAACGUGCAAUCUCUUCACUUGCGGCUUUGAUCGCCAGGCCAUAGGAUGGAACAUAAACAUCCCUGCGUUGCUGCAAGAGAAAUAGACCUAAGAAGACAUAAAUAUGUAUAUGUAUUGGUUGAAUUUUGCAUUUUUACUGUGGACAUUUUCCAUCCGAGCAGGCAUUUACUGCCCUGCUGUCAUUG
This is a messenger RNA of Bufo bufo (common toad), 1795 nucleotides long. RefSeq names its product WD repeat domain 37 (gene WDR37). The transcript is spliced from 15 exons. Bases 211 to 1695 code for a protein of 494 amino acids. Gene Ontology annotation, molecular function: protein binding. Lineage: Eukaryota; Metazoa; Chordata; Amphibia; Anura; Bufonidae. Gene Ontology annotation, cellular component: preribosome, large subunit precursor. The record is from RefSeq and is a predicted model, not a curated record.